Molecule: messenger RNA, 432 nt
Organism: Ogataea parapolymorpha DL-1
Lineage: Eukaryota; Fungi; Ascomycota; Pichiomycetes; Pichiales; Pichiaceae
Exons: 1
Coding region: 1-432 (143 amino acids)
Source: RefSeq, a predicted model, not a curated record
AUGACGGUGACCUAUUCGUCGGUAUCUAUUUCGAUUCUGGAGGACAUGCUGCUGGAGAUUGCGAGCGAGAUCAUCAGCAGGUCGAUUCUGGAUGAGAAGCUGCUACGACAGGAGUACGGAAUGGCCCAGCCGGGCCUGGUAGACGAGGGGGACACCGCUGCAGGGCUGGUAAAGAAAGUGCGACAAAAUAUUGGCAACUCGGCCAGUGGGUCGAGCCAAUCAUCAGCAGCGGCGACACCGCAGUCCGGAGAAAACGGAUCUAUCCCAGAUAUCGGCAGAAUAGGCUUUCUACAGAACGGCAGAGAGAUAUUCCCUAGAAGCACCAACAGCUCAGAUGCCUACUUCCAGUGUCUCAACUGCGAGAGAAAGAUUGCCGGUGGGCGUUUUGCUGCCCACAUCGACAAAUGUCUGGGAGGAAGGGUGCGGAAGUGA